This is a messenger RNA of Gopherus evgoodei (Goodes thornscrub tortoise), 766 nucleotides long. Its product is annotated as maestro heat-like repeat-containing protein family member 2A. Gene Ontology annotation, cellular component: cytoplasm. The transcript is spliced from 6 exons. The coding region runs from base 107 to 622 and encodes 171 amino acids. The record is from RefSeq and is a predicted model, not a curated record. NCBI's taxonomy places the organism in Eukaryota, Metazoa, Chordata, Testudines, Testudinidae.
UCCAAGCCAACAUCAAGGACCUGUCCCAGAUGCUGAAGAAGAUGCCCCAGUACCAGAAAGAGCUGAACAAGGUGUUUAUAAUGAGGUUAUUUCCCUCUUGGCACAUAUGGAUGACCAAGAUAAGGACAAAAUUGCCCUCAGGAUUGCCUGUAUAGCUGAGACCAAGCUGGCUAUCGUUGUUACCGUUCUGCUAGAAAACCUGCAACAGGAUGAGCAAAACAGAGUAGACAUUUACUAUGUCCUGGAGAAGGUAUUACAGCAGGACACCGGGGGCCUAGAGAGAAGGCUAGUGAACAAAAUAAUAACCCUAGCCUUUGACCAGAUGAGAGAGAGUCAGCAAGUAACAAAUGAACUUAAAGUGGCAGCUAGUAACACCUUAGUGACGCUGGCUCGCUGCUAUUUUAAUAAUGUGAUGGUUGAGCUGCACCAUCAUCUGGAACCACCGCAGCUGCCUGAAGAAUUCAUUUUAGUUACGCUGCGCAACCUGUUAUCAGCCUAUGCGCUUAAGUGUAUCCCUUUUAUGGUCCUGACCCUGCUGUUCAUGUGCUACAUGCAGAAGUUAGUCAAGGGCGGCAGGAUGAGACAAGCAUUUUGUGGUGGUAAGUGCCAGAACUUGCUAUAGGUGCCCAGAAUGGAUAUUGAGGGGGUCUUGGUACAGAUUGGAGUCACUGACCAAGUUUGCAACAGGCCCUGAACUGUGCUCCCUGCCCUGCAUUGCACCAGGUGCUGUGUUCCUGGGCUCCCAUGGCACUCGGUGAAGCUGAGA